This is a messenger RNA of Sebastes umbrosus (honeycomb rockfish), 3838 nucleotides long. RefSeq names its product actin filament associated protein 1-like 2 (gene afap1l2). The coding region runs from base 387 to 3149 and encodes 920 amino acids. The transcript has 20 exons. Gene Ontology annotation, molecular function: SH2 domain binding; SH3 domain binding. Gene Ontology annotation, biological process: positive regulation of interleukin-8 production; regulation of interleukin-6 production; inflammatory response. Gene Ontology annotation, cellular component: cytosol. NCBI's taxonomy places the organism in Eukaryota, Metazoa, Chordata, Actinopteri, Perciformes, Sebastidae. The record is from RefSeq and is a predicted model, not a curated record.
AUCUGAACCUCAUUAGAAGAGAAUAAAAGUAGAAAUACGCAUGAUGCGACCAAAUCCUCUCUCUGCGUAAAAGUGAAACUCUUCCUCACUUUGUUAUGAUGGGAGCUUCUGAAUGACACCUGAAGGUCUCCCUGUAUUUUUGCAGUGUGGAUGCUGCAUACGAGAGGAGGAGGCGCGUCAACACUAGAUGAGGAAGACGAGGAGAGCGCUGUUGUUCCGUCAAAAUCUCAGAGUGUCUAAAAAGCCAGUGAGCCACUCAGCCAGCCAGUCAGUCAGUGUGUGUUGUUGGAAACGGGAGCGUCUUUGUCAGCAAACUUUUUUGGGGGAUUGUUUGGUUUUAUGAGAGGAGGAAAAGCGAGGGACAAGAAGGUGAAAACAGCGAGGGAAUGGAGAAGCACAAAGUGCUGGACCAGCUCCUGAUGGAGCUCCACCGCUUCCUGCUCAUCUUGGACAAGGAGACCCUGAGCGGGAACGCCACCAUCCAGAAGGGCCUGCUCUCCGAUCUCCUCCAGUCCUACAGAUCCUCCAAUGGUGCCGAUGAGGAGUACAUCUACAUGAACAAAGUCAUUGAUACCAGGAAGGACAAAGGCAGCAAAGACGGCAGAUCAGACGCCCUGGUCAACGGAAAAGCAGCGAAAUAUGUCCCCGUCCCACAGAAGAGCCUGCCCGACCUGCCGCCCCCCAGAGUAGGUGUGGUGGGUCGGGAGCCGUUCCCCUUACCGGGAGUCCCUGCUCCAGCCUGUAUAGACUCUUCAGAGAGUUACUACGAGGAGGCUCAGCCCUAUGAGGAAGCUUUCAACGAUCUGGACUGUUUUGGUCUCCUCUCAGGGCCCUGGAUGCGAGUGCACAGCUCUGAUAGUGUGGUCUAUGCCGUUAUCAACAGGGAUGAUGGGGAAGCAGUUAGCAGUUCGUACGAGUCCUACGACGAAGAGGAAGUGACCAGAGGAAAGUCGCCGUCAGCGCAGCACCAGUGGCCGUCAGCGGAUUCGUCUAUCGAGCUCAUGAAGGACGCUCGGAUCUGUGCCUUCCUGUGGAGGAAGAAGUGGCUGGGCCAGUGGGCCAAACAGCUCUGUGUCAUCAAAGACCAUCGCCUGCUGUGCUAUAAGAGCUCCAAGGAGCAGACGCCUCUGCUGGACGUGAGUCUGCUGGGCUGCAGUGUGGUCUACAAGGAGAAGCAGCUGAAGAGGAAAGAGCACAAACUGAAGGUCAUCCCGGUGGGAGGGGAGGCCAUCGUGCUGGGCUUACAGAGCAAGGAGCAGACGGAGCAGUGGCUCAGGGUGAUUCAGGAGAUCAGUCCCAAGCCGGCUGAAAACUGUGACGCCCAACACUCUGCGUCCGACUCCCCAAGGCUCAUUUGUACAAAGGGAGAACUGAGUGAGAGGUACUCAGUGGCUUCAGAGAGCGGCAGCAGCACCGACAGCCAUGCUGAGACUCCCGAAAUCAAAGAUGUGAAGAAAAAAUACGGUGCAGGUUUGAAGUUCAGCAACCUCAUGAACAUCGGCAAGAAAAAACCCUCCUCGUUGGAGAGCCCAGAGAAAUGUGUGAACACCUCAGGCUACCUCAACGUGUUGGUGAACAGCCAGUGGCGAACCUGCUGGUGUCUCAUAAAGAACGGACAGCUAUGGUUUUACCAGGACAAGGGCAAAAACAAAGUGAGCCAGCCAGCCGUGACCCUGGGGGGCUGCAGCGUGCUCCCUGACCCCAGCCCCGAGCACCUGUACUCCUUUAGGAUCGACAUUGACGGCACACAGCUGGCAACCCUGGAGGCUAAGACGUCCGCAGACAUGGGCCACUGGCUGGGUCUUCUGCUGUCGCAGACGGGGAGCAAGACGGACCCCGAGGAGCUGGCGUACGACUACGUCAACUCCGAGAGGAUCUCCAGCAUCGUCAACGCUGCCAAGACUUCCUUAUACUUGAUGCAGAGGAGGUAUUCAGAGCCAAACACCUACAUAGACACCCCGCCCUCCAUCUCUCACAACUCUGAUGAGCUGUAUGAUGAUGUGGCGUCCUUAGCUGAUCCAGAGGAUGCUGAAGAGAGCGGCCUGCCAGACAGCGAGGACAACAAUCCUCAGGAACAUAAUGAAACAUGCGCGCCAGAGGACACCAUUGACUCAGCGGGAACAGAACAGGACCCUGACAACAGGAUUUACCUGGACCUGGUCCCCGUACGCUCCUUCCUCCAUACGUCCUGUGGGGGUAAAACCCCCCCUGCCAAAGAAAGUUCUGGACAUUCCCCAGUCCCAGCGGAGGACCAGAAGGACGCCUCAUCUCAAAUGAAAGAGGUCAUUUCAACUAACCGUACUGAGCCAGAGUCAACACCUGUGUUAAACGGAACAAGUUCGACCCCCAGCAAACCAGAACAAGAACGCCCCCCGACUCCCACUCCACCGCGCCCACAAACUCAACCAGUCAAGACCUCAUCCCAAAGCCAGGAGACCCCCAAGAGGACCAGUCUGGGGAUCCCACAGGCCUUCAACUCCCCCGGGGUUCAGAUCCAUAAAGGCCCCGCUGUUUCUGCUGGGCUCCCUCAAAGUCCUCGACCCAUGCGGCCCAAAGCACAUACCAUAGGGUGUCCCGGUGCAGUCGAAGGGAAACUGGGCAAGAACCGCACAGAGGCAGACGUGCGGCGCUACAUCGAUGAGCGCGACUGUCUGGAGAGAGACCGGGAGGAGAUGAGGAGCAGUCUGGCAAACCUGAAGAAGGAGAGGAGGGAAACCAAAGAGGAGCUCAGCGCCUGCCAAGACCCCAAGCAGCAGGCCUCCUUAGAAGCCCGUUUGAAGCAGAAGGAGGAGGCGUGUAAGGAUGCGGAGCGCCGCAGGGUGGAGGUAGAGCUGCGGUUGAUGGAGGUGAAGGAAAGUCUGAAGAAGGUGGAGUCGGGGCCUUUCACACUGGGAACCACACUGGACAGCAGCCUCCAGGACACGCCCACGCCUAAAGCAGCAACCUUGCCUGCUCCCCAGACGUCCUCAUCAUCAUCAUCAUCAUCAUCAACGUCAUCAUCCCAACCAUACAACAGCAGCGUCAGCGCAGACCCAGCCUCCCCCGUCAACUCUGCCUCUGCGCUAAAGAACAGACCCGCCUCCAUCAUGGCCACCAAGGGCAAAGUCCUGCAGAAAGCGAAGGAGUGGGAGAAGAAAUCUACCACCUAGAGGGGAAACGUGGAUGCCCUUUGACCUCUCAAAUCCACAAGUUUCUCUUGGUCUGGUCUGCUGUCCAUAACAGGAACUAGACAGUUAAAUCAACAUCCUCCCUUCUCUCUCUCUCUGGAUCCCUUCAUCCUCACCACCUCCUUGCCAAGACUAUAAAGAGCCAAUCAGAGAGAUGCACAAGCCGUCUUCUCAAAACACCACUGGAUAAUCUUAGUUUCAAUGACUUUUUCAAGUUGUUUUUCUCCGUUCGCUAAAGGGAGGACAUUGAUGUAGUAGCAUUUUUUGGCCAGUCUAACAAUCGUUAUUGAUGCACAAAUGGGAUGUUUUGACAUUGAAAACAGCCAAACAUUUGAGAACCACUGAGACAGAAAGACACCCCCCCCUCUACUAAAUUGUCCAUUUUGUACACUCUAGAUUGUAGCUUGGUUCAUUAUAUGCUGUUAGCCAAGAUGUAAAUAUAUUUACACCAUUAUUCAGCCUCAUUUGGCUUGUAUUGCUAGCUAAAAAUGCACUUUUUAUUCAAAUAAAAAUGUACUGACAACAAUACCGGCUUGAAAUUUGUUUAUGAAAAUGUCUCCUUUUGAAUUUAACGUUACAUCAGUCAGUCCAGCUCGUCUGUUGUAGGAGCAAUGCUUUGAAAUUUGCAAAGGGACACUGGAAGCGUGCAGCAUUAAAGUUUAAGAGAGUAA